AUGCUUGAAGAACAAUUCAUCGAGUUCAGCCCCGGUGGCACCGAUCUCGUUGACGCUACCAUUCUUGUGGACGAGUCCGACUUUGCUGGUGUGAAGAUAGCUACUCGCAACUUGUCCCAGGAUUUUGCCAGGGUAACAAAGAAAGAUCCUCCCCCCGUCGACAUAGUCGAAAACUCGAAAGACAUCACGGCAGGAGGCUCGAGAGUAGCCAUAAUUGUCGGUUCCGUUGAGUCGAGUCCGUUAUUGCAACGUCUGGAAAGGGAGAAUGGCGUUCAGUAUAGCGCCAUCAGAGGGAGAUGGGAGUCCUUCCUCACAGUCUUGGUCGAUAAGCCCCUCGGAGGCUGCUUUGAUAAGGCACUUGUGAUUGCUGGUAGCGACAAGAGGGGCGCCAUUUUUGGUAUCUACACGCUGUCUGAGCAGAUCGGAGUAUCCCCGUGGUACUGGUGGGCCGAUGUACCCUCAAAAUAUCACCCAACCAUCUGUGCAAGCCCCAAGUCAACGAUACAAGGCGAGCCCUCGAUCAAGUAUCGAGGGAUCUUCCUCAAUGAUGAGGCUCCAGCUAUGACAGGUUGGGUCCUGGAGAAAUUUGGCAAGUACAAUUCCGAGUUCUACAAGAAGGUUUUCGAACUUCUACUUCGUCUCAAGGCAAACUUCAUGUGGCCUGCCAUGUGGCCUGGAUACCCAAACCCGGGGGCAAACUUCUUUCUGGAUGAUCCAGACAACCAGCGGGUAGCUGAUGAAUAUGGCAUUGUCAUGUCAACAUCUCACCAUGAGCCAAUGCAACGUCUCACAAACGAAUGGGUUCUAGAGAACGGAGAAGGAACUUGGGACUGGGACAACAACAAGGAGAAGAUGACGCAGUUUUUUGAGCAUGGUGCCCAAAGAGCCAAAGGUUACGAGUCAUACUUCACCAUUGGCAUGAGAGGAGAAUAUGACCGCAGGAUCAAGGCGUGUGACCCAGCUGCAGCCAUCUCGGAUGCCAUCAAGACUCAGCGCGAGGUAAUCAGUCAUGUUUAUGGCAGCAGCGACAAAGUUCCACAACUCCUUCCUCUAUACAGAGACAUUGAGCAGCUCUAUGACACUGGCCGGAUCCAUGUUCCCGACGACGUGACGUUGCUGUUCCAAGAUGACAAUAAUGGCACCAUUCGCCGUCUUCCUACCAAGAAAGAAUCUGCUCGAAAGGGUGGUUCUGGUCUCUACUACCAUUUUGAGUACGUCGGUCUGCCACGGAGCUACAAGUGGAUAAACAGUGUCUCGCUGGGAAAAGCAUGGCACCAGCUUCGACAUGCGUACAACCGCAAUGUUCGAGAGAUCUGGAUCUUCAAUGUGGGCGAUCUGAAGCCACUGGAGACUCCAAUCACAUGGGCUAUGAGUCUAGCAUGGAAUAUCAACCGGAUUACAUCAGAAAACCUGGGUCACUUCCUCCAAGAGACGGCAGAAAAGACCUUUGGCUCUGAGCUGAGCUGCGAGAUUGGCCGUGUCUAUCACGGAUACGAUCGUCUGGUCUCUUUGCGCAAGCAUGAGCUUAUCGAGCCCACUACCUUUUCCCUACUGCACUACAAUGAAGCGGAGACUAUUCUUGGCCGAUGGGAGAAGCUUUUAGAGGAUGCCAAAUUGGUAUAUGACCGCCUCACGGAGGAGCAGAAACCCGCCGGAUACCAGCUUAUCCUUCACCCUGUCAAGUCGAGCCACAUUUUUGUCGCCCUACGCGUAAUGCAGGCACGCAACCAACUCUACGCACGACAGAGGCGCAACACCGCCAAUACUACCGCCCAGAGUGCUCUUGACCUAUUCGAUGCGGACUUCGAUGUGCAGCUCGAGUACCACUCGCUGCUCGGCGGCAAAUGGAACCAGAUGCUGAGGCAGACACAUCUUGGAUAUGAAGACACCUGGCACGCGCCCUCUCGAGAUAUGAUCACGGGUUUGGGAUAUGUGCAACGGCGUCAAGACUCCAAUCCUAUAGUCGGACAGAUGGGCGUCUCUGUUGAGGGUCAUCUGGGCGUCCGUCCAGGUCUCAUUAACGAGGAGUCUGAACGGACACAUCCCAGUCGCCGUGACCUUGUACCAGGCUUGACACUGGGAACCAUGAGCCAAUACGGCCCUGUUUCCAGGUGGUUCGAGAUCUGGAACCGUGGCACUCCGACGAUUAACUGGACGGCAUCGACACCCUACGCUUGGCUACAACUUUCCAGCUCCUCGGGGUUCUUGGUGCCUGGCAGGGAUGAUGUGAGAGUCCAUGUCACUGUCGACUGGAACCAAGUCCCUGAUAACUUUGAUCAAGAAGUUUUGAUCGAUGUUAAAUCCGGUAUCGGCGAUUUUGAGCAGAUCCAUGUGCCAAUUGUGGGACGACGUGCCCCUGAUACCUUUCAGCAAGGCUUCAUUGAGGGUCCUGGUUAUGUCUCUAUGCCUGCUACAAGCGGCAUCUUCGGCCACGACUAUAUGCCCAUGCCAGACUGUGGUAGGUCUGAAGAUGGAUCUGUUGGACUGGACCUUACACGCAAUGUGAACGACACAGCCGGCUUCCUAGCAUAUCACCUCUACCAGUUCUCAGACACCCGCACAGCAAAGGUUCUCCUUGAAUUCGGCAUCACACUCACCACAUCGACUGAGGACGUCCCAUCGUACGACUUGCAGUUGAAUGAAGGGCCUGUCACACACCACAACAUUGAACAAUAUACUGAGGCCAGCAACCGCUUUGGCUUGAAGUUGGGAGUUCCGCGUGCUGAGGGUUGGAUGAAGGCGGCAAGCGAUCUUGUCUGGAAUGUGUCGCAUGAAGUGGAUAAUCUCAAGCCUGGGCCCCAGGUUGUCAAGAUUAGGCUUUGCCAUCAGAAUGUAUUGCUCGAGAAGGUGGUAGUGGACUUUGGGGGUGUUCGAGAGAGUUAUUUGGGACCACCACCGAGCUACAAAAUCGAGGAUGCUUGCAGGUGUUGA
Fusarium keratoplasticum is the source of this 2931-nucleotide messenger RNA. RefSeq lists its product as uncharacterized. The record is from RefSeq and is a predicted model, not a curated record. Bases 1 to 2931 code for a protein of 976 amino acids. The transcript is spliced from 6 exons. NCBI's taxonomy places the organism in Eukaryota, Fungi, Ascomycota, Sordariomycetes, Hypocreales, Nectriaceae.